Molecule: messenger RNA, 555 nt
Organism: Mesorhabditis spiculigera
Lineage: Eukaryota; Metazoa; Nematoda; Chromadorea; Rhabditida; Rhabditidae
Source: the annotation of a GenBank genome assembly
AUGCCCGGCCAGCCGCUCAAGCCAAUGUUGACGGGAGCCCUUCUCAAGAAACCGAAGGCCCGGACGGCGGAGGAGCUUUUAGGCUCUCCGAUUCUGAUGGCGAACGAGGACAUGGCCAAGGAUGAGAAGAUGACCGUCGAGUGCAACGACCUGCAGGCCCAGAAGGAGCAAGACAAGUUUACCGGCAAAUUCAGCGAUUUCGAGAAGGUGGAUGAGAAGUUCACCGGCGACAACGAGACCCACGUGGAAGAGAAGCCGCACAACCUGAAGAAGCUCGGCGAGGACAACAAUUCGCCCAAUUUUCCGAAGACGUUCUCCCACCUCGACUUUACUCCUUCGAACCGGGGUGAGGCCCAGAAGAAGAAGCUGCUCCUCGACAUCUCCCUCUCGCCGAUUGUUGGUAACGCGAAGAUGAGCCAAGCCGACGAACAGCAUCCCAGCCAAGCUCAAGCCGUCGACUUGCUCGAGGAUUUGCCGGACCGGGUUACGUCGAUCGAGCUGAACCGCUCGAUGUCCGAGGCGGACUUCGUCGACUGGAUCGACAAUGACGACUCG